This is a messenger RNA of Asparagus officinalis (garden asparagus), 1053 nucleotides long. RefSeq lists its product as uncharacterized. Bases 1 to 1053 code for a protein of 350 amino acids. The record is from RefSeq and is a predicted model, not a curated record. The transcript has a single exon. Lineage: Eukaryota; Viridiplantae; Streptophyta; Magnoliopsida; Asparagales; Asparagaceae.
AUGGAUGGAGAUAGAGGUUGGAUGUAUAAUACUUCUCGCGUAAGUGCCGAGUACAUUGAAAAAGUGAAUGACUUUCUUGAUAAAGCAUUUGCAAAAGCAGCUAAAGGGAAUGAAAUAUGUUGUCCUUGUCGUGGUUGUUUUAAUCGUUGUUGGCAUCAGCGAAAUACUGUCUGCAAUCACUUGAUUGUCAAGGGAUUUAUAGAUAAUUAUUACAAAUGGGUUUUCCAUGGUGAGGAUUUGCCAUCAAGAUUGAACGUCCAUAGCGAGAGUGAUGAUGAUGAUGCACGUACUCAUGAUGAUGUAGGCGGAUUACUACAUGAUAUUUUUAGAGGCACAAUAGAAGAGUUUUCAGAUAACGAUGAAGAAGACAUAAAGGAAGGCACAGAGGAAUUGACCGAGGAUGCUAAGAAAUUUUAUAAGUUAGUGGAAGAAGGCCAACAAGAGUUAUUCCCAGGAUGCAAAACUUUUUCCAAACUCUCUUUCAUAAUUCGAUUAUAUCUGCAUAAGUGCAUACAUGGACUAAGCAAUGAGGCAUUUGAUGAUUCUCUGACCUUGUGGAGGGAAGCAAUUCCAGACAUAAAGUUGCCAAAGUCUUUUUAUGAAGCCAAAAGGAUUGUCAAGGACUUGGGUCUCGAUUAUGAAAAAAUACAUGCGUGCUCUAACGAUUGUAUGCUAUUCUAUGGAAAUGUAAAUGGGAAACUGAAUAAGUGUAGUAGUUGUGGUGCUUCUCGGUGGAAGCCAAAGAAGGAUGAUGCAGCAAAUGACUCCAAUCAACCAACUAAAAAGGUGCAUAAUGUUCCAGUAAAGGUUUUGAGGUACUUUCCUUUAAAACCUAGAGUUCAAAGACUAUUUAUGUGUUCUCAAACUGCUAAAUCUAUGAGUUGGCAUUCUAAGGAGCGCAUCGAGGAUGGGAUUCUAAGGCAUCCGGCUGAUGGCAAAGCUUGGAAAGACUUUGAUGAAAAGCAUCCAGAGUUCGCAUUAGACCCUCGUAAUGUGAGAUUAGGGCUUGCUAGUGAUGGAUUUAACCCCUUUCGAACAAUUUUCUCUGCUUAA